AUACUCUCUUGUUAAAGUAAAAUCUGUCUGGCACAAUAUGGUAUCCAGGUCAUUAUACUCUAUACCAGGCUGCUGGGCAGGACAGGUUUAAAAAAAAAAUUAAAAAAAAUAAAAAAAAUUGAAACACAUUGGGGGUCCAUAUAACCCUUCGGGCUGUUCGCUCACCUCCCCUCCUGUUCACGCUGUACGCCCAUGACUGCAACACCUGACAUGACAACUCUGUUGUGAAAUCAACAAUCUUGCUGGAUGGACCACAGAGAACAACCUACUUCUCAACAUCAGCAAAACAAAGGAGCUGAUUGUUGAUAGGCAAAAAGGACGUGAAGACACACAAUUCUGUCUACAUCAGUGGAGCUGAGGUGGAGCAGGUGAACAGUUUUAGAUUCCUGGGAAUCAGCAUCACAGAAAACCUGAAAUAGUCAUCUCACAUCUUCACGCUGGUAAAGAAAAAAAAGUUCCAGUGCCAAGAUCUUUAAGAGAGGAGCCAGCGUGUCAGUUAGCUCACCUAGUAGAGCACGUUUACCAUAUACAAAGACUAUGAGGACUUAGCACUGUGGCUUGGGUUCAAAUCUGAACAGGUGUGGCCUGGCUCUUUUGACAUGACACUCUCUCUCUCUUUUGCAUUUCCUGUCUCUUUUCACUGUAUGAUCGACAAUAAAGGCAUAAUUACCCAAAAAAUAAUUGAUUAAAAACAUUCUCAGAGGAGCAAUAGAAACAUCAAACUGGCAUGUGCACGGCCCUGGACAGGAGGACUCUGCAGCAGGUGAUUAAAACUGCUCAGAAGAUCAUUGGUACCCAUCUACUGGUCAUCAGUGCUUUUGGCGAGGUGAGGUGCCUGUACAGAGCCCUAAGGAUCCUAUAGCCACAGCCAGUUAACCCUGCUGCUGUCUGGCAAGAAACACAGAAGAAUCUCCUGUUGCACCUCCAGACUCCAGAGCACCUUCUUCUCUCAGGCUGUGAGACUCCUAAUUCAUCCUCAGCACUGCACCAUGAAAAAAUUGUUUUAUUUCUAGUUAUUAUUUAUUCAACUGUCCUAUGGAAGCCCGUUUCCGCAACAUAGAUGAAAAAAAAAAGAUCCAGUAUCUCAAAAUAAUGAGUUAGUAUCUCAAAAUAUUGACUUAGUAUCUCAAAAUAAUGAGUUAGUAUCUCAAAAUAUUGACGUAGUAUCUCAAAAUAAUGAGAAACAUUCUCAAAAUAUUGACUUAGUUUCUCAAAAUAAUGAGAAACAUUCUCAACAUUUUGACUUAGCAUCUCAAAAUAAUGAGUUAGUAUCUCAAUAUAAUGAGUUAGUAUCUCAAUAUAAUGAGUUAGUAUCUCAAUUUAAUGAGUUAGUACCUCAAAAUAUUGAGAAAACUCGGAAUUUGCAUAGGGCCUCUGUGCUGCUUUCUCACAUGCGCCAAAGCAACAGAAGCAAGAGGGUGAGACAAAGCUUAAUAGACCCAAAUGGAUACCAUAAUUGAAAACUACUUUAGACGUGGAUUUACAAAUCAUGAAAUUUUAGUGGUUUUGGAGGAAUCCCAUGAUAUUAAACUAAGCCUCUGGACCCUAGAGAGAAAGCUGCAAAAGAACCAGCUUUGGCGGAGAAAAAAUAAGACAGAUGAAGUUGAAGUGGCAUCCUCUAUUGACCAACAACUACAAACAUCCGGCAAACAGCAUGGCUACAGAUGGAUGCACCAGAAAUGUUGGAUGGCCGGGAUAAUUACCGACAGAGAAACUGUGCGUCAACUGAUGCGACUGAUAGACGAGAAUGGGGUAGAUCUGCGUGCUCGCAACCGUUUGAGACGGCGUAUGUAUGUCAGUUGUGGGCCAAACUAUGUAUGGCGUGUAGAUGGGUAUGACAAAUUAAAGCCUUAUGGCAUAUGUAUCAGUGGUUGCAUAGAUGGCUUCUCAAGGAAAAUGAUAUGGCUAGAAGCAUACAAAACCAACAAUGACCCUCGUAUUAUUGCAGGUUAUUUUAUAGAUGCUGUGACCAAAAACAAUGAAUGUCCACAAAAAGUCAGGUUAGAUCAUGGUACUGAGAAUACCCAUGUUGCAGUAAUGCAGAAGUUUCUGCACAACAGUGAGGAUGAGAACGGUACACAGUGUGUCACUUUAGGUCCAAGUACUGGCAAUCAAAGGAUUGGACGUUGGUGGUGCACCUUGAGGACAGAAUGCACCCAGUUUUGGAUGGACCAUUUCGACCAGCUGAGAGCAGAUGGCCAUUUUGUUGACAGCUUCAUUGAUAAAUCACUGAUCCACUUCCAAACUAUAAUACAGGAGGAGCUUGAUGCAGUUGUAACUGCCUGGAAUGACCAUCGCAUAAGAACAACCCACAAUCCUCGGUCUCCUCACGGUCGCCCUUCCAUAAUGUAUGCAGUUCCCAACCUUUAGGGGGCUCAGAAUUUCUUGCAGCCAGCUGAUAAAGUGAAGGUAGAAAUAUGUCGCAAGGACAGUUGUUUUAAUGACUAUCCCUGUGAUGAGGAUGUGUUUCACUUAUGUAUGGAACUUAUGGCUGAGCACAACUUGGCAAUGUCUGAUGAUGUGUAUGAAGUUACUGACCUUUAUUUAAGACUUCGUCAAAUGAUUAUAGAUGGGCUGGAGGAAUAAAGUAUGUGCUUUGAGAAAAAGCUAAAUAGGCCUACCACAGUAGCCUAUAUUUUUUUGAAAAGUGCCUCCAAAUAAAGAUUAUUAUUAUUAUUAUUAUUAUUAUUAUUAUUAUUAUUAUUAUUAUUAUUAUUAUUACAUAAAUAUGCCCUGAAUUGUUUAUUUCACAACAUCUGAAAUACAGGAAUUUAUGGUGGGUACAAAAGUGACACUUCUUUAAAUGAAAUGAAAAUUAGAAUUAUAGGAUGUUUUUGUAGCCCUCUGUCUAUAUAGCCUUAUACAACCCAACAAAGUAUCUUACUUUCAAUUGCUUCAAUUGUUUUUUGCCAGAGUGCUAGAUUGCCUUCCACAUGUCCUGUAUGUAGAGAUGCAUCUGUAAUAGUGUGCACCAUAUACACAGUAACAGUACAGUACUGCAUUGUUCAAUAUGUUGUCAAUGAAAGAACAUGACACACACGUGGUAACGUUGUAAUGGUAACAGGUACAGCAAUAAUAUGGUAACAUGGCAAUUUCUCAUGCAAACAAAAAAAGGCAUACAGUCAUCAAUUUCACUUGGAGGAAUUGUGAGUUUUUUUGUAAUGAUUCUAAAACAUAUUCCUAUGUUUCCCUUUUGCUCUUAUGUGUAACAAAUAAGAUUAUUUUGUACCUAACAACAAAUGUAUGCUACUGUAUACGCUAAUGAGAAAAUUAUGUUGCUGUAGGUUUUGUGUGUAAACUGAUAUGUCUGAUGAUUUUGCCUAGAAAUACCAAGACAAGAUGGUUGUUCUGAGUGACUUACCCUGAGAGUUGAACAUUCAAAAACAUAUAACAUAACAUUGUAUAAAAACAAAUGUUACAACAGAACUUGUGUCAAGCAUAAAGCAGGUUAGUUUACAUUGGUCUGGUUUCAAACAGUUAAUGCAAAGCGGAUCGUUAACUCCUGAAAAAUACACUAUAAUUCGCUGCAGUAGCCAAGCAGCAAGUACUACCACAGUGGAGAUGUGAUGGUGCACUUUUCAUAACGUGUUGUGUACAUUCUUCCAGAGCAAGAUAACACUGUAGAAAUUGUAGAAUCACUCUUUCUUCUACUUAUGAACAUUAUUAGAUCUUUACACCUUGACUAUGCUUACUUUUGGCAUGUAUACUUCAAAAAAUCUUACAAUGGUCAGUCUGCCAUUUACAGCGUCAUUAGAUCUUAACCUUGAGUGACAUUAACUAAUACCAGCAAAUAUGUUACUUUGGUAGUAUUAACAGUUGCUUAGCUCAAAAACAAACGCUAAACACAUUGUUUUCAUAGACCUUGAUAGACAAGAUUCUGUGCCAACAAAAGUUAUUUAAAUGUACAUCGUUGCCCUCCUUGGUCUCAAUAGGGUGAUACUAUUAUGUCCUAUGGUGUUAUCCUUAACAAAUCUAGGUAUCAACUACGAAUACAUUGCCAUUACUGUGUAGAGCUAUCUGUUUCAAUCUUUUGCAAGGUUUGACAUGAGGAUGCUUUGUCACUGACAUUAUACAGGGAAAUAAAACGAUUAAUAUUGUGAAACUGAAAUUGUGUGUGAAAAGCAAUAAACACACACAUACUCCCUGGACUAGAUUAUAUGAUGUCCAUUACCCACACAUUAGACUCCAGCACCUUGUUCAUCUCAGAACUGAAGUCAGGAUAGCUGUCAUAAUGGACUGACAGCUCCAGCACACAGCCACAUGUGUGGGCCACAGGUCAUCUCUGAAAACCUUGAGUCUGGGUAAAUGCAAAAAUGAUAUUCUUCCCCAGGCAGAGAUCUGAUCCUGUACUGAACCUGAGGAACAAACACAGAUGCUGCAAAUCAGCAUUCCUCAAGUAUGUGGUGAGAUACUUUUGAAUGUCCUUCUGGUGGGUGUUCAUUGUUUUCAGAAAAGUCUCCUAUAAAAACAUUGCUACUCUCAAAAACAUCAUCACUCACACCCUCUGAAGAAUAUAGUGAAAAUUCAAAAUUGUCAUCACUUAUAGUGUUCCCAAGAAAUAUCACAUCAGGGCUAACUGUUUCAAAUGUAGCAGGUGGCUGUGCUGUAACAACACUGAGAGGAGAAGUGGAAGGCUGAUUCUGAGAGGUUUCUUGUCUCUCCAAAGAUGGAGCCAAACCUGCGCUGUGACUGUGUGGACUGUCUUUUUUUCUUUG
Molecule: messenger RNA, 4715 nt
Organism: Micropterus salmoides (largemouth bass)
Lineage: Eukaryota; Metazoa; Chordata; Actinopteri; Centrarchiformes; Centrarchidae
Exons: 2
Coding region: 1444-2370 (308 amino acids)
Source: RefSeq, a predicted model, not a curated record